Messenger RNA from Seminavis robusta, 681 nucleotides. Lineage: Eukaryota; Bacillariophyta; Bacillariophyceae; Naviculales; Naviculaceae. The record is from the annotation of a GenBank genome assembly.
AUGUCUGCGGCCGCAGCAUCUCUUCAAGAGCUCGCAUGGUUGACGCUCAAUACGGACUGCGAAGAUUACGGACCUGCCACCAAACUCAUUCCAACGCUGGAAAAAGAAACGGAUCCCGACACACUAAUCAUCACGGUGGAUGAUGACAAAAAUGUUGCGUAUCCUCCAAAUUUUGUGGAGGCUCUGCUGCGCCAACACCUAAAGGCACCCUACAUUGCAUUUGCCAAUGCUGGGGAAAUGAUUGAAAUUGAUCACUUCCCAUCAUCAGGUGUCCGGGUGCGUUCUGUCAGCCACGACGAUGAAUGGGAGCAGCUAGUUGCAGUGGAUAUUCUGCAAGGCUUUCAGGGAGCUAUUUAUCGAAGGGACUUUUUCUCGUUCGAAUCAAUCAAAAUCAUUCCCAAUGAUUGCUUUUGGGCAGAAGAUGUUUGGAUUUCCGCAGAGCUUGCCAGGAAGGGAAUAACACGAGUGCGAAUUCCCUGCACGCCCUCAAACACCUGGCAGACAGACGCCAUCGUAGCCGACAAACCCCCCGGAGCUAACAAUUAUUUGGUUGGAAAGCCAAAGAAGGAUAGGUGUGCUGCGGAGCUUUUGCCAUACUUCCAAAAGUCCUGGCGUCAAACUGAGCAGCGCAUUCCCAUGGGCUUUGAGUGGCUGGAUUAUCUAUCCCAACGAUCAGAGUAG